AUGUUGGGUUCUUCUCUUAUUUUAGCCUUGGCGGUUGCCGUGGGCGCUGCUUCGGUACCACGGAACAGCCCUGUUGUUGAACUUAAGAAUGGCUCUUAUUAUGGGACUCACAACUCUGCGUAUAACCAGGACUUGUUCCUUGGUAUGAGAUAUGCACAGGCGCCGCUGAACGACCUGCGCUUUCGACAUCCUCAGCCUUUGAACUCAACUUGGGAAGGCGUACGCAAUGCAACAAAGUACCAGUCAAGAUGCUACCAGUAUGGGUAUCCUUCCGGACCUCUUUCAGGUGGUUCUGACGAUUGUUUACAUCUGAAUGUCGUUCGCCCGUCUGCAGCUGCGAAGGAGAAGCUUCCUGUCCUUGUCUGGAUCCAUGGCGGCGGUCUUGUCGGAGGAUUCAGUGGUGAUCCUUCUUCGAACCUGAGCUACAUCAUCGAUGAGUCUGUCAAACUAGGCUCACCCAUCAUCGGCGUCUCAAUCAACUACAGACUCGGAGCUUGGGGGUACCUUUGGAGCUCCGCAGUCAAGGCCGCAGGCGUUGGAAAUAAUGGCUUCCGCGACCAAAGACUUGCUCUUCAAUGGGUCCAAGAGAACAUCGCAGCAUUUGGAGGGGACCCCGACAAGGUCACCAUCUGGGGCCAGAGCGGAGGAGCACGAAGUGUUGCGUCGCAAUUGACGGCGUUUGGCGGCCGAGAUGAUGGCCUUUUCAGAGCCGCUAUCCUCGAGAGUGGUACUGGAUUCCCCACGGCCUUUGGAGAGGUAGAGGUCAAAGACGCACCGAGCUUUGAGAAGGGAUACAAAACGCUCCUCAAGAAGACAAACUGUGUUUCCGCGAAGGAUUCCCUGCAGUGUCUGCGAAAGGUACCAUCGCUGGAACUCGCUCAAAUCGUCGGCAAUGUCUCGUUCCCCGUUUGGCUCGAUAUUAUUGACGGCGACUUCAUUCGUGAUAGCCGAUCAGAGCUCGUUCGACAGAACAAAUUCGUUCCUGUGCCAAUCAUCAAUGGAGUCGCAUCAGAUGAUGGAGACUUCUUCGCUCAGCGUGGCAUCAACACGACACAGGAGUGGGAAGCAUAUCUGCGAAAAGAGGGCGCAAGCAAUGCUACUAUCGAAGCUAUCUCAGCUCUGUACCCUGAUAUUCCACGUGUCGGCCUUCCUGCUACCUUUGAAGGACGCCCAACAGGCCCAUUGGCUUUGUAUGGAUCGCAGUGGAAGCGUGCAGUAGCCUUCGGUGGCGAUAGAGCUAUGCAUGCACCGAAGAGAGCAUGGAACAGGAAAUGGGCAAAGAGUAACGCCACAGCGUACAGUUAUCACUUCGACGUUGUAUCGGGAGAUCGGCCCGCAGUCCAAGGAGCCGGACACUCAGUUGAUCUCCCAUUCGUCUUCCGCAACACUGAAAGGUUGGCUCAAUUGAACGCGACGGAACCUAGACCUGGUUCAUUUGAUGAGUUGGCUGUUAAGAUGUCGAGAAUGUGGAUUAGCUUUGCGAGCAAGAUGGAUCCCAACUUUGAAGGUAUGGGGGAUGUUCAGUGGCCGGAGUAUGAGUGGGAUGCUGGAAAGAAUAUGGUCUUUCAUAUUGAUAAGUCGUCUGUGGUUCAUGUUGAGGAUGAUACGUACCGAACUGAGCAGAUGGAGUAUUUAGAUAAGAAGUUGUGGAAGGUUGAGUUGCAGUCGGGACUCGAUUAA
Fusarium oxysporum Fo47 is the source of this 1680-nucleotide messenger RNA. Its product is annotated as Alpha/Beta hydrolase protein. Lineage: Eukaryota; Fungi; Ascomycota; Sordariomycetes; Hypocreales; Nectriaceae. Bases 1 to 1680 code for a protein of 559 amino acids. The transcript has a single exon. The record is from RefSeq and is a predicted model, not a curated record.